Molecule: messenger RNA, 472 nt
Organism: Cyanistes caeruleus (blue tit)
Lineage: Eukaryota; Metazoa; Chordata; Aves; Passeriformes; Paridae
Source: RefSeq, a predicted model, not a curated record
GUCCUAUUUUUAUUCCAGGUUUGUCCUUAAAUAUCUAUGAAGGCCAGAUCACAGCACUGCUGGGUCACAGUGGGGCUGGGAAAACCGCUCUGUUGAAUGUGCUCAGUGGAUUUUCCAAGCCUUCAGCAGGCUCUGCCACGAUCUACAACUACAAUGCUUCUGAAAUGUGGAAUAUGGAAGGAAUGCAGGAAAGGAUUGGGAUUUGCCCCCAAAUUAAUUUGCAUUUUGAAGCCUUAACGGUGAAGGAAAACCUGAGAAUUUUUGCUCACAUCAAGGGGAUCCAGUGGAAGGAAGUAGAUGAAGAGGUGCAGAAAGUUCUCGUCACGAUGGACCUCACUGAUGUUCAGAAUGUUUGUGCUGAUGCCCUGAGUGGGGGACAAAAACGAAAACUGUCUCUUGGAAUCGCAAUUUUAGGGGAUCCCCAGGUGCUGCUCCUGGAUGAGCCCACGGCGGGGCUGGAUCCCUGCUCCAG